Messenger RNA from Scatophagus argus, 10790 nucleotides. It is a transcript of the gene col6a4a, whose product is annotated as collagen, type VI, alpha 4a. The record is from RefSeq and is a predicted model, not a curated record. The coding region runs from base 1434 to 9743 and encodes 2769 amino acids. Gene Ontology annotation, molecular function: serine-type endopeptidase inhibitor activity. The transcript has 46 exons. NCBI's taxonomy places the organism in Eukaryota, Metazoa, Chordata, Actinopteri, Scatophagidae.
GGAGGAGGACCAGGGGAGGAGGACUCGGACUCGGACUGUGGGCGCUCGGGGUGAACUGGCUCGCAUCACAACUUCCACAGAAUAUUUAUACUGUAUCUGAACAUGUGGAAAUGAUCAGCUUUGGUUUGUUUUCAUACUUCAAAUGAGCACAUAAGUAGUUAUUUAGGUAUUAUAUUGAGACGAUGUUAAACUGUAAGUUUAUUGGCUCCCACCCCUCAGUCAGAGGACUCAGCCAGUUGAGUUGUUGGCCGCCAUCUGUUGACCUCCUGCGUGAUUUUCACUCCCAGAGGCGAUUUUGGUUUUAUAAGUGAACCUCAGGAGACUUUCGGUGCCUAUAAAAUAUUCUUAUGUUUGUUAAUGAGCAAAAUUGUGCCGUUUCAGUGCUAUGGAGCUGUUAGAAAUGGAGGCAGAGAGCAGCUAUGGUUGUUAAUAAUUUUCUUAGUUCAUCAACUCAGCUUCAGCUCUAAUAUUUGGACUUUACUGUGCUCUUCAACAACAGACAGAAAGAGAAGUCAUUAGUUAGCAGCUAGAUGAAAUAUGGAUUUGGUAGCCCAUCAGUCUGAUGGGAAACAUGGUUAAAGUAAGUAAUGAUGGAAAAUGUAUCCGUACUGGUUGGGUAUCUGAACUUGUUCUGAGGGCUGUUCUCUUACUCUGUGCUCAGAAACAUUGAUCUGAAGUCCAGUUCUUAGGCUCUUCUGUAAAGAGUUUUCUAAUAAGCAAUAAAUACUGCAACUUCUGAUCAACACAGCAGUUUCAGGCUGAUGUUAACAACUUCUGCUUAGCUCCGCCCAGUUCCUGCUUUGGCACCACCCACUUCCCACACCCAGUCCAAGAAUGCAGAUACAGAUAAUCUCAUGUCAAAAUGACAGCUGCACAAUGAGCUAACAGUUUGCAGAGCAGUUUGCAGAGAUGGACCAACGGGCCAAAAAUAAAUCAUCUGACGACUGAGCUCACAGUUAGUGGAAGGCUGACCUUCUGCACUGAACAAGAGACAAAAGAUCUUCCUCAGAAUCCGUCAGCUCCCCUCCCUCCAUCCCCAGCAGUCAAACAAACACUGUUCCACUGAAGAAUCUGCAGAAAUCGACCACAACGUCUGUUCUCAUUGGCCAAUUGCGACACCAGGGGUCAGUUUGACGGCAGGGGACGCAGUGCCAAGCUGGUUUUCUUGCUGGGUCUGGAUCCUCACACUCUGGGACUGAGUCAGCGAGUAGUUCAGAUCGAUGGGAGGGGUGGACGGCUGGGAGGGGUCUCGCUCAGGAACAAGCCUGCACCUCCUUACAUGGCUGCAGGACUCGUGUGUUCAGUGUGCAGAGGACGCAGAGCAGCAGGUCUGACCUUCAGACUCUCUGAGCCUCCUGCUGAAGUGUCUCUGAGCGAGACGAAGCUCCAUCUGAAUCUGAAUCUGCACCAGGAAACCCUAGAGCCAUUCCAGUAUGGAGGGGAGGCGGGGUCUUCUCCUCAACCUCAUCAUGGCAGCGUGUUUCUAUAGCAGCGCUGCUCAAAAGACAGUCUGCACUCAAGAGGCUGUGGCCGAUAUUGUCUUCAUGGUCGACGGGUCGUGGAGUAUUGGUGCUGAGAACUUCGAUCAGAUCCGUCAGUUUCUGUACACGCUGGUCAACAGCUUUGACGUUGGGCCCGACCACGUUCGCAUUGGACUGGUCCAGUACAGUACCGCUCCACGCACCGAGUUCAUGCUCAACACCCACCCGAACAAGAAAGACAUCCUCCAGCACAUCAGCACCUUGCCUUACAUGGGGGGCGGCACCCAGACCGGGCUUGGCUUGGAUUUCAUGCUGAAUGAGCACUUUGUGGAGGCAGCUGGAAGUCGGGCCGGCCAGAAUGUGCCGCAGAUCGCUGUGGUGAUCACCGAUGGAAAAUCCCAAGACGAUGUGGAAUCCCAUGCCCAGAAUCUGAAGAGAAAGGGAAUUGUUUUGUAUGCAAUUGGUAUCAAAGAUGCAGAUGAGGACCAGCUGAAAGAGAUAGCAAAUGAGCCACACAGUCAGCAUGUCUACAGUGUGUCUGAUUUUGCAGCACUGCAGGGAAUUUCUCAGAACAUCGUCCAGACACUUUGCACAACUGUAGAGGAAGCCAAACGACAACUUCUGCAAUUGUCUCAAGAAUGUGCCAAAGCCACUGUGGCAGACAUCGUGUUCCUGGUUGAUGGCUCCUCCAGCAUCGGCAUCAGUAACUUUCGGGAAGUUCGCCAGUUUCUCCGAAGCGUUGUCACAGGCCUUGACAUUGGCCCUGACAAAGUUCGGAUUGGCUUGGCACAGUACAGCGAUGAACCUCACCAGGAGUUCCUGCUGAAGGAUCACAUGGACAAGAAUUCCCUGCUGGCUGAGUUGGACAGAUUUCCCUACCGCUCAGGAGGCACAGAAACGGGCAAGGCCAUCGACUUCCUCCUUACGCAGUACUUCACCAAAGAGGCAGGUAGCCGAGCCGGCCAACGAGUUCCUCAGAUUGCUGUGGUCAUCACAGAUGGGGACUCUGUGGAUGAUGUUACAGCACCUGCCCAGCGCCUGAGGAAGCAUGGAGUCGUAGUGUUCGCCAUUGGGGUUGGACAAGCUAACUUGAACGAGCUCAAGUCCAUCGCUAACCGGCCUCUGGAGCGCUUCCUGUUCACCAUUGACAGCUAUCAGGCUUUGCAGAGGCUGACGGAGGGUCUGCUGCAGACGGUGUGUGUUUCCGUGGAGGAUCUGAAGCAAGCCUUGGCCGAAAGGUUUGCAGACAUUUUCUUUCUGGUGGACAGUGGUGUGUCACUGGCAGACUUCCAACAGGUCAGGAACGUCCUCACCCGACUGGUCAACCAACUUAACAUUGGAGCGUCUGCCCACCGUCUGGGCUUGGCCCAGUACGGUCAAGAUGUAAAGGUUGAAUUUCUUCUUAAUGCUCACCAAACCAAAGAGGAAACCCAGAACUCUGUUAGGCGUUUCCGCCAACGCAGACUGCAGCCUAACGAGCCUCGUAACUUGGGUGGUGCCUUACAUUACGCCAGCACUAACUUUUUCACUACUGAGGCGGGAAGCCGUGCAGACGAAGGCUACCGACAAUACCUGGUUGUUAUAAGUGGGAAAGAUUCAGAUGAUCCCCUCUAUAGGGAGUCACGUCUGAUCAAAUCGUUAGGAAUAACUGUGGUUGGAAUAAGCCUUGGUGCUUCAUUGACGGAGAUGCGUCUCAUAGCUUCUGCACCGUUCAUAUAUCAGACUCUGAGCAAUGCUACACCAACACUGAGGGCUGUUUUCGAAACAGAGGAAGAGCAGACGGCUCUUACUGGAGAUUGCAAAGCAGCCAAACUGGCAGACAUUGUGUUCAUUGUUGAUGAGUCUGGAAGCAUCGGAACCACAAACUUCCAAAUGGUGCGCACUUUCCUGCACUCGAUUGUGAGCGGCCUGGAGGUCAGUCCAGCUAGAGUCAGAGUGGGCAUCGUGAUGUAUAACGACAGACCCACAGCUCAGGUCUACCUCGACUCCUUCACUGACAAGAAUGAACUGCUGAAGUUCAUCAAAAUCCUGCCUUAUCGUGGAGGUGGUACGAACACUGGAGCUGCCCUAAACUUCACCCAGGAGAAUGUUUUUAUCAAGCAAAGAGGAAGCAGGAAAGAAAAAGGCAUCCAGCAGGUGGCGGUGGUGAUCACAGACGGCGAAUCCCAGGAUGAUGUGAGCACAGCAGCAGCUUAUCUCCGUCGGGCUGGUGUCACAGUUUAUGCCGUAGGAGUCAAAGAUGCCAACGAGGUUCAGUUGAAACAGAUCGCAUCUUAUCCCACCAAUAAGCACAUGUUUAUUGUUGACAGUUUUUCCAAGCUGAAAUCGCUGGAGCAGAGCAUACAGAAAGUUAUGUGUCUUAACAUCCUUCGGCAAGCAGUCACAAUCACUACAAGAAGAACUGGCAUCAAAGAAGGCUGCAUACAAACAGAUGAAGCAGAUAUCUUCUUCCUAAUUGAUCACUCAGGAAGCAUCUACCCCACUGACUUCCAUGACAUGAAGAAGUUUAUUAUUGAGUUCCUGCAUACCUUUCGAAUUGGGCCACAACAUGUCCGCAUGGGGGUUGCAAAAUAUGCAGAUUCACCAAACUUAGAAUUUGAUCUGACAACCUACAUAGAUGCAAAGACAUUGGAGAAAGCUGUAGAAAGUAUUAAGCAAUUUGGAGGCGGGACAGAGACAGGAAGAGCACUGGACUUUAUGGGCCCACUCUUUGAAAGAGCAAUGGCCACUCGUGGUCACAAAGUCCCGGAGUACCUGGUGGUCAUCACUGAUGGAAAAUCUUCCGAUGAGGUCAGGAUUCCUGCAGAAAAACUGAGGGAGCAAGGUGUCAUUGUUUAUGCCAUCGGAGUGAAAAAUGCAGAUGAAGAAGAGCUGCGAGAGAUUGCUGGUAAUCCGAAGAGGACUUUCUUUGUCAAUAAUUUUGAUGCUCUGAGGCCCAUCAAGGAUAACAUCAUCACAGACAUCUGUUCUCAAGACGCUUGCAAAGACAUUCCGGGCGACCUCCUUUUCUUGGUUGACAGCUCUGGGAGCAUAUAUCCAGAUGACUACCAGAAAAUGAAAGACUUCAUGAAAUCUGUCAUUAACAAGUCUGUCAUCGGGCAGAAUGAGGUUCAUGUUGGUGUCAUGCAGUUCAGCACCGUCCAACAGCUAGAAUUUCCCCUCAACCGAUACUACAGCAAGGAUGACAUGUCCAGGGCCAUUGAUGGUAUGCAGCAGAUUGGCGGAGGCACCCUCACGGGUGAAGCCAUCAAAGAUGUAUCGAAGUAUUUUGAUGCAUCCAGGGGAGGACGUCCAGAAAUGAGGCAGAGGCUGGUAGUCAUAACAGAUGGCGAGGCCCAAGAUGAAGUCAAAAAUCCCGCUGGGGCUCUGAGAGCCAAGGGGGUGGUGGUCUAUGCCAUUGGAGUGGUGGAUGCCAACACCACCCAGCUGCUAGAGAUCAGCGGUUCACCAGACAGGAUGUAUGCUGAGAGGGACUUUGACGCCCUGAAGGACUUGGAGAGCCAGGUGGCCAUGGAGCUCUGUGAUCCGGACAGAGAUUGUAAGAAGACAGAAAAAGCUGACAUAAUUUUCCUGGUGGAUGGCUCCACAAGCAUAACCCUGAGCAAGUUCAGAAGUAUGCAGAAGUUUAUGGAGUCAAUGGUGAACCAAACCACAGUUGGAAAGGACCUGACUCGCUUUGGGGUCAUUCUCUACUCCACCAACCCCAACUCAAUUUUCACCCUGAAGGAGUAUGACUCCAAACGUGACGUUCUUAAAGCAAUAUCAGCACUGAAGUCCCCGUAUGGAGACACCUACACUGGCAAAGCUUUGGCCUACUCUUUGGAGUUCUUUAAUGAAAAACAUGGUGGUCGGGCGACUCUCCAGGUGCCACAGAUUCUCAUGGUGAUCACAGACGGUGACGCUACCGACCGUAACAACCUUGUAGCGCCCUCUCUGGCCCUGCGGGACAAAGACAUUAGGGUCUUCAGUAUCGGAGUUGAAGGAGCCAACAAGACACAGCUGGAGAUAAUGGCUGGUGGUGACACAUCCAGAGUUUUCUAUGUGGACAAUUUUGACGCUUUGGAAACUCUGUACAAAAAUAUUAGUCAUGUCCUCUGCAACUCCACCAAGCCAAUUUGUGAAAAACAGAAGGCUGACCUGGUUUUCCUACUCGAUCAGUCCGGCAGCAUCAACUCAAAUGACUACAUCACCAUGAAGAAGUUCACGACAGAAAUAGUAAACAGCUUCAAAGUCAGCGAGGAUUUAGUGCGUAUAGGACUUGCUCAGUUCAGCAGCACUUUUCAGAAAGAGUUUUACCUUAACCAGUUCUACACCGAGCAAGCCAUCAACAAGCACAUCUUGAGUAUGCAGCAGCUUGGUGGAGGCACCAACAUUGGAGAGGCCCUCGAUUCCAUCCGGGAUUAUUUUGAGGUGUCACGGGGCAGUCGACGGUCUGCUGGGAUCUCUCAGAAUCUGGUAUUGAUCACAGAUGGUGAAUCACAGGACGAUGUGGAGGAUGCAGCCGACCGUCUGAGAGCUCUGGGCGUUGAGGUGUUUGCCAUCGGCAUUGGAGACGUCCAUGAUCUCGAGCUCCUGCAGAUUACUGGCACCCCAGAGAGGCUGUUUACUGUACAGAACUUUGGCAGCUUGGAAAAGAUCAAGCAAAAGGUGGUUGACACAGUCUGCAAAUCCAAACUCAUCCCAGAUCGUCCUGACUGCAGCAUUGAUAUCGCCAUGGGAUUCGACAUUUCUCGAACCAGAGCUGCUGGUGAGAUGCUGGUCAGUGGCCACACCAAGCUCCAGACCUUCCUGCCAGAGAUCGCCCAUUAUGUUUCCUCGGUACAAGGCCUGUGCUGCACUGGUCCUGCACCCGUCAAAACCAACAUCGCCUACCGAGUAGCAGAUCGUAAUGGACGUCCUUUGUAUGACUUCAACUUUGAGGACUACAGUGAAGAAGUGGUGAGGAAAGUCAUGACGCUGUCUUUGACGGAGCCCACUUACUUCAACACUGCCCUGCUAAAAUCCUUUGGGGAGAAGUUCAAGGCCGAGUCCAGAGCCGGUGUGAAGGUGCUGGUGGUCUUCUCAGAUGGGCUUGACGAGGACGUGAUGAAACUGGAACAGGAGUCCGAGCUGCUGCGACAGUCUGGCGUCAACGCUCUGCUGACGGUGGCUCUGGAGGGAGUGCGUGAUCCUGCCCAGCUGCAGAUGGUAGAGUUCGGUCGAGGAUUCGGCUACAAACUUCCUCUCAGCAUCGGCAUGCCGAGCGUCGGCAGCACCGUCCUCAAACAGAUUGACACAGUGUCAGACAGGGAGUGCUGCGGCGUCAUGUGCAAAUGUUCAGGUCACGAAGGCGUCCGUGGCUCUCGGGGCUCCCCGGGCUCAAAGGGUGUGUCUGGACAGAAGGGUUACCCAGGCUUCCCAGGAGAGGAGGGCGUCGCUGGCGAGCGGGGGCGUCCCGGGCCGAGCGGACCUCAGGGCGUGCAGGGUUGUUCUGGGCUCAGAGGACCAAAGGGCUACCGAGGCCUCCGGGGAAACCGGGGCGAUGACGGAGAAGAUGGCCUUGACGGAGUGGACGGAGAACAGGGAGUGACGGGAAAAGAUGGAAGUCGAGGAGAGAGAGGACACCCAGGAAACCCUGGUAUCCCAGGUAUCAGAGGGGAGGCGGGGCCAAAAGGACAGCGAGGACUGAGAGGAGAUCCGGGUGAGCCGGGUGCUGAUAACAUCGUCCCCGGGGCCAAAGGAGAACCUGGCAACCCAGGCUUACCGGGAGCACCUGGACAGGACGGGCGGCCAGGUGAGAGUGGAAUCGUCGGGAACACGGGUCCAGGUGGAAGAAGAGGGUCACUCGGUGAGAAGGGUGCACCUGGACAGCCAGGAGCUCCAGGAGUCCCCGGCAGCCCAGGUGCUUCAGGUCCACAGGGUCCCAGAGGGGUCAGAGGUCAACCAGGGCAAAGAGGAAUCCCCGGCCUUCCUGGACCUCAGGGUGGACCGGGACCAGCCGGAGCGCUGGGAGCAGCCGGACGCCGCGGAGCCAACGGGCAGAAGGGCCAACCGGGGGAUCCAGGUGAUAAAGGUGCUCCAGGACCACAGGGACCUCGAGGGAUGGCGGGUCAGGACGGCAGAGACGGUCACGGACCUGCAGGACCUAAAGGCGUCAAGGGAGAUCCUGGUUUCCCGGGUUACCCCGGUCUACUGGGUGAAGACGGCCUGCAGGGACCCAAAGGAUACCCGGGACAUAAAGGGAACCGAGGUCGACCCGGAAACUCAGGCGGGCCGGGAGAAUCAGGCGUGCCUGGAGAGUCAGGAUAUCCAGGGCACAGAGGUCUCCGAGGUCCUCCUGGAGGCAAAGGCAUGACUGAGUGCCAGCUGAUCACAUACAUCCGAGACCACUGCGCUUGCUCCAUUGACCGGUCAGAGUGCCCGGCCUUCCCCACCGAGCUGGUGUUUGGUCUGGACAUGUCCGAGGACGUGACCCCGGCGGCCUUUGAGAGGCAGCGCUCCGCCCUCCUCUCCCUGCUGGAGGACAUCACCAUCGCUGAGAGCAACUGUCCAACGGGCGCUCGCGUCGCUGUGGUGGGUUACAGCACAUACACCAAGUACCUGAUCCGCUUCCAGGACUACCGCCUCAAGAAAGAGCUGAUUGAAUCUGUGAAGAACAUCGCCUUGGAGAGGACGUCCAACCGACGCCAGCUGGGGGCCGCCAUGCGCUUCGUGGGUCAGAACGUCUUCAAGCGGGUCCGAGCAGGACUGAUGAUGAGGAAGGUGGCCGUCUUCCUUUCUAACGGACCUACACAGGAUGUGAAUGACAUCGUCACAGCAGUCAUGGAGUAUCGUGGCCUGAACAUCGUCCCAGCAGUCGUCUCUCUGAGGAACGCUCCUGCUAUUGGUCGAGCAAUGGAGGUCGACGACUCGGGAAACUCCAUCUUCACGGUGCUGGGGAGGGACAUGGCUGCUGACCUGAGGAAGGUCAGGAACUGUGCCAUCUGUUACGAUCCCUGCAAACGUUUGGAGCAGUGCGCCUUCAUCCAGGACGUCCCAAAGCCUCAGGAGGUUGACAUGGACCUGGUCAUGGUGGUGGACAGCUCCAGGGAGGUGCAGACUGAUGAGUACGCAGGUGUCCAGCAGCUGCUGGGCUCUGUGGUGGAACAACUGGCCGUGAGCCCACAGCCCCGCAGGGCCGGCAACCAGGCCCGGGUGGCCGUAGUCCAGCAGGGCGGCACCCAGGGUACCAAGCUGGAGUUUGGCCUGCAGAACUACCAGUCCCACGACCCGAUGAAGACGCACCUGAUCCAGAACAUGCGGCAGCAGGGCGGCUCCUCGGCGCUGGGACAGACGCUGGAGUUCGGUCUGAGGGAGGUGCUCCUGAAGGCCAGCCAGCCCCGCAGGAAGAGGGUGCUGCUGUCUGUGGUGGGCACCCAGACGGCCUACGAGGACCGAGCCAAGCUGCACUACAUCUCCCAGAAGGCCAAGUGUGAGGGGGUGGCGCUGUUUGUGGUGACGGUCGGCGAUCGCUACAACCGGACGCAGGUGGAGGAGCUGGCCAGUCUGCCCGUGCAGCAGCACCUGAUCCACGUGGGCAGACUGAAGGCCGACGAGCAGGGCUACGCCCAGCGCUUCUUCAGGGUCUUCCUCACUGCCUUCAACAAGGAGAUCAACUUGUAUCCUCCUCCUUCUUUGAAACGGAAGUGUGAUCAGCUGAAAGACCAGGAUGGAGGACAAAUAUUCAUAAACGGUCAGGGGCCGGCGGUGGUGCUGGAGGAGGAGUUUGCCGAGGAGGUGGAGGAGAGGUUUGAGGAGCAGACAGGAGGGGGGACUCAGACCGGCCAGCUGGACAUCAUCGAGUCUCUGAGCAGAGGAGACCGUCACACAUUCGUCCACGAGGCUAACGCCCAGUGUCAGCUGGGGGCUGAUGCUGGCAUCCAGUGUGCCGACUAUGUCCAGCUGUGGUUCUUUGACAAAGACGCCGGUGCAUGCUCUCCCUUCUGGUAUGGCGGCUGCGGCGGUAACGCCAACCGCUUUAACACGGAACGUGAAUGUUUGUGGACCUGUGGCAACCACUAUCCAAACAUCCUGCUGAAGCCUGAGCUGACCAGCUUCGCCUCCAAAGACGCCUGCUUCCUCAGCCAGGACCCGGGCAGCUGCCAGAACUACACCAUGAUGUGGUUCUUCGACUCCGAACAGAGCGAAUGCUCUCGUUUCUGGUACGGCGGCUGCGGCGGCAACGGCAACCGCUUCAAGACGCAGGAGGAGUGCGAGAACCUCUGUCUGACCAAGAGUCGGUGAGGACGCCGCCGGGGCGGCCCGAGAGUCACUGCCGAGGCAGCAGAAACCUUCGAGAACACGCCUGUCUUCAAGGAAAAUGCCCAGGCUUCCAAACCAUUCAAAAAGCUUUAUCGACAGCUGGGACAGCAAACACUUAGACGCCUUCAGGAAACACUGCUCUGACCCCGAGCAGCUGCCCUUAGUUUUCUUUCUUGAACGUGCAUGUUUUGUUACUUCCCUCACAGUAUUUCUUUACAGCCCUUCGCCAUUUUACAAAAGAAACCAUUGGACGCUGAUCAAACAUGUCGGACGCUGGUCAGAGGCUUUCAGGUUCACAUCAGCUUGUUUGUGUGAAGCUCAGAAACGUUAAAAUGUGUUCAUGUGAAUGAGUUCCAGUUGAUUCAGUAACAAAACCUUUCAGUUUUCAUGGCUUUUGUGCUAAUUUCUUUUUAUUUUAGUUCCAGACUGUUUUCAGAUCAGCUUGUGUCGUAGCCGUUUGUAAUUCGGCCCGUUUCCAACACAAGAGAAAAAGUCAGAGUUUACUUUGAGAGCUUUGGUUCGUCAGCAUGUUUUAAUGGACGACCUGGAAGGCGUGACGUCGGCCUGAACGCACACGCUCCACACUGAUUGGUCGCUUUCCUUGUGACCAAGCACGCUACGAGCGUCCUCCAGAAGGUUUUACAGCCGAUCUCGAGGCAGAAGCAAUCGGAAAUGUUCCCAAACUGAAUCAGGCUUCGUUUUCCAAACAUUUCAAACACCAAAACUGCUCGACAAAACUUUCAAAGUAAGACGCAGACUUUUCCUGUGAGCCGUCGAUCAAACUGAGCGGCGUUCAGACGUUCUCGUCUGCUCGGUGAUUUACUCCACAAAUGUAAACACAUGCCUGAAGAGGCUGCGGAGCAGCUCGAGUCCCAGUUUGAGCCUUAAAAGGCCUUGAACUCGGCUCUCUGCUCCGAACCGCUUCAGCCUGUGUCCCCGUCUGUCCAUCUGGACGGGGACGUCACUGCCUGUGGUUUAUCAAAGCCAACGAUGGUGCUUCAUGUAAGAAACAAUAAAGAAUUAAAGAAA